Messenger RNA from Purpureocillium takamizusanense, 2540 nucleotides. RefSeq lists its product as uncharacterized. Gene Ontology annotation, molecular function: catalytic activity. Lineage: Eukaryota; Fungi; Ascomycota; Sordariomycetes; Hypocreales; Ophiocordycipitaceae. The record is from RefSeq and is a predicted model, not a curated record. The transcript has a single exon. The coding region runs from base 169 to 2256 and encodes 695 amino acids.
UUGGUGCCGGCUUUGGCCAUGGCCAGUUUGUAAUGACAGGUCCUUGGCUACAUAACUACCAAGUUGCUUCGUAGACACAUGAUAACUAACUAGUACAGUAUAUUGUAUCUGCAUCAGACUUUGAGCGCUGGGCUUCUGGGCAGCUCAACCCAUGGCAACACUGCAACAAUGGUUUCGGACCGUGUGAUGCGGCUCUGUCACGCACAAAAGACGCUCAGCUCCGUGUUAGCCGCGAACCCGACCGCCGCGCCCGGCGACAUUGUCAAACGGCUCUACAAGGAAGAAAACGACGAUGGCAUCAACAACGCCCACGCCAACCAGAAGAACAGCGGCGAAGCCAAUGGCGCGCCCAAGAAACCCGAGUCGCUCGAGACGGCCCUGCGAUGCGGCAACUGGGGCCCUAAGACACCCAGCAGGCUCUUCCUCCAAGCCUACGCCGACGCCCUCGCGUGCCUCGACGACGACCCCUGGAGCGGCGUCGUCUCGCCCCCGCUCAUGGGCACCCACGGCACGGUGCCCCUGACCGCCAUCGCGCCGCUCGCGGACAUCAUGCGGCACUGCUCCAACGUGAUUGCACGCGCCGAGCGGGAGGUCAUCUUCGUGACGUGCGCGUGGUCGCCGUCGCUCGCGCAGCGGCUCGUACGCGGCGCGCUCGUGGAGCUGUCUCGCCGGCGCGCGGGAGCGGCAGACCGCGUCGUCGUCAAGAUCAUGUACGACCGGGCGGGGAUGUCCAACGCGCUGGACCCGCACCAGGAGAUCAAACCGGUGGCGUACGCGGGCGCGGGCGUGCUGCUCCCGCCGCCCGAGGAGGUGCCCAACCUGGACCUCCAGGUGGUGAGCAUGCACAGGUUCUUCCUCGGGACGCUGCACGCCAAGUUCUGCGUCGUGGACCGGCGCGUGGCCGUGGUGAUGAGCAACAAUGUCGAGGACAAUGAUAACAUGGAGAUGAUGGCACACGUGGAGGGACCUGUCGUGGACAGCAUCUACGACACGGCCUUGGCGAUAUGGAGCAAGGCGCUCGUCCCGCCGCUGCCGUGCCUGGUGACCUCGCCACCGCCAGUCAAGGACAACGGCAACGGCACUGCGGUGAUGGGUGGUACAAAGGCUGGACGAGGCCCAGACGGGGGAGAACCGCUAUAUCUGGCGCGCGGGUCGAGCCGCGAGCAGCAGCAGAGCGACAUCGUGGCCGAGGCCGAGGCCGCCGACGCGCCGCCGCUCCCCGAGCACACGCCCGAAGAUCCUCACUACGACGACGACCUCGCGGGCGAGAUCCGGCGCAUGCAGGCGUGCUACGCGGCCAAGCCAUGCGAGACACGCCUCCAGGCCGCCAACCGCCUGCUCAACCUAGCCGUCAAGAACCCGAUCCCGGCGUCAGGGCCCGCGAUCCCCGACGGCGCAGAGAUGACGCCGUACCUGGCGACGUCGACCGCCGAGCCCGUGCCCAUGGCGCUUGUGUCGCGCCCGGCGUACGGCCCGCUCGACAACAAGAGCGCGCGCGUGCCGCAGAACGAGGCGUGGCUGUCGCUGAUCCGGCACGCGCGGCGGUCCAUCUUCAUCCAGACGCCGGACCUCAACGCCGCGCCGCUGAUGAGGGCGCUGGCGGCGGCGCUGCGGCGCGGCGUCGAGGUCACGUACUACGUGUGCUUUGGGUACAACGACCUCGGCGAGAUGAUUCCCGGCCAGGGGGGGACUAACGACCAGGCGGCGCGGGCGCUCGUGUCGUCGCUGGAGAAGGCGGACGACGACAAAGAAGAGGAGGCGGCCGGGGGUGGCGGUAACGACGACGAGGACGGUAACGAUGACAGUAACGACGACGACAAGAGGGGAGAGUCGACGAGUGGACGACGACGACGACCAUGGCGGCAGCUGCUGCGGAUACACAACUACGUAGGCAAAGACCAGUCCCGGCCGACGCACCACUCGCGCAAGGCACGGUCCUGCCACGUCAAGCUGCUCAUCGCCGACGGCGCCGUGGGCGUGCAGGGCAGCGGCAACCAGGACACGCAGUCGUGGUUCCACAGCCUCGAGGUGAACCUCAUGGUGGACAGCGCCGAGGUGUGCGCGCGGUGGCGCGAGGGCAUCGAGCGGAACCAGAACACGGCGCGCUUCGGGCGCGCGGCCGCCGACGGCGUGUGGAGGGACCCGGAGACGGGCGAGCCGGCCGAGGGCUACCAGGGGGACCCGGGGCGCGUGUCGGGGCUGGUGAGGGGGGUGGCGGGCAUGGCGCUCAAGGCCAAGGGCAUGGGAGGGUUUUGAGCUGAGGCAUGUCUAGGACUCUAGACUGUCUGGUGCGCGACGAUGGUGGCUGGAGCGAGUUGGGUGUCUUGUCACUUCUUCUGUACAAUUGUAUAAGCGUUGUCUUGACGUGUUGUUAUGAAGCGGCGUGCUCACGCAUGGUUUCACGAGAUGGGCGUUGUGUGUGAGUAUGUGUAGUCUCAAAACGUUGGCUUAUAUUGUCUAUAUGUUACCAGGUCAAGUGUCGUUGUGGGGAGCCGUUGUCAUGUGUCCAGGUAGCUAUAUUCCGAACAGUAACUUCAGAC